Messenger RNA from Menidia menidia (Atlantic silverside), 4878 nucleotides. Lineage: Eukaryota; Metazoa; Chordata; Actinopteri; Atheriniformes; Atherinopsidae. The record is from the annotation of a GenBank genome assembly.
CUCCCUCGCACGCGUCACCGGUUAAACUACAUUUCCCAGAAGCCCUCUGGCCGGGACGGACGGUCAUGCGGAUGGAAACAGGAGUGGGCAUCCGCUGCGCUGCUCGAAGGAAAAAGUUCGAGGAAAGAUGCACGAAGAGGAGGAUGGCAGCGAAGCCCCCUCCGGCCCUGACCCGCGGCCAGCGGCCUUCAGGUCCGUGGAUCUGACCGACGUCGCCGGGGCGAAGGACCAGGCCUCCAAGCUGUGCGGGUACUUGAACAAACUGUCCGGCAAGGGGCCCCUCAGGGGCUACAAGCCCAGAUGGUUCGUCUACGAUCCCAGGAAAUGUUACUUGUACUACUUCAAGACUCCCCACGACGCGCUGCCCCUCGGACACAUCGAGAUCGGCGACGCGUACUUGACCUACGACGUGGAGGGGGAAGAGGGCCAGUUCGAGAUCCGCACCGCCGGGAAGGAGUUCCUCCUGAAGGCGCCCACCAGGCAGGUGAUGCACUACUGGCUGCAGCAGCUGCAGCAGAAGCGCUGGGAGUACAGUAACAGCGGGCAGAGGGACAGCUGGAGCUCCCCCACGCUGGCCGGCCCCCCCACCGGCCUCGUAGGCAAAGAUAACGAUGCCUUCCUGAUUGAAAAACCCUGUGAAAGCAUGGAGAAGGUCCGGAGUGACUUCGCCAUGGAGACCGAGUCUGAUGCUGGAGGAAUGGUGGGAGUCCAUUCAGCCAAAGGACAGUCUGCUGGAUCCACAAGCCCCCUCAAUUUCUCACUGAGAAACUUUGGUACUGAGCUCAGGAACUCCAUGUCUUAUCUGCGGCAGGGCAGAGCCGGGGAGAACAGACGCAGUGUGUUUUACACCAACAGCAACAGCAGUUCAGAGGAGUGGGAGAUGGUGGACGCUCCAGCCAAAGACUUUCCUGAACACAAACAUCAUCCAGAGGCUCACAGGCAUUCCUUCGGAUCCUCGUUCACUUUUGAUUUUGUGCGCAACUCCUCCCGUCCAAAGCGGCCCCUGCUGCGGGACAUGAUCGGAACGGGGAGGUUUGGACGCAGCGCUGAGGCGCGCGGCCCCGAGAGCGCAGCGCUGGAAUGUAACGGCAGCAAAACUUUGGACCCGCAGCUCCGCUUUCAGAGCCAGCAGGAGGAGCUGAGCCAGAUGCGGCUGGAACAAGUCAGACUCACAGAAGAGCUGGCCAGCCAUAAGGAGCUGGUGAGACUUCUGCAGCAAACACUACGAACCUCGCAGUGCGACAGGCCCACGGUGUGCCGUCCGGCUCCGGACCCGGCCGCAGACCCAGACCAGAGCCAAAGGACGGCCCUCACCCAGGAAGAGGUCGGUCAGCUGGAGGCGCUGCUUCAGGAGAGAGACGGACAGAUCCCGUCCCUGUGCGGCCACAUGGAGCGCCUGUCCCUGGAAAAGGAGAGCCUGCAGCAGGAGCUGAAGGGCCUGAAGAUCAAGGUGGGGGAAAUGAACGACCGGCUGGGCAUGCUGAUGGAGACCAUCCAGGCCAAGGAUGAGGUCAUCAUGAAGCUGUCGCAGGACUCGGAACUCGGCGGGAAUCCGGGGGAUGGCGGUUCGCCCCCCCACAAAGAGCAGCAGGAGCUGGACAUCCUCAAGGACAGUCUUCAAGGUUACAAAUCCCAGAACAAGUUUCUGAACAAAGAGAUCCUGGAGCUGACCGUGCUGCGGCGCAAUGCAGAGAGCAGAGAAAAGGCUCUAGAAGCAAAGGUACUGACUGCUGUUCAGGUGCUGCUGCUGAGUGAUUCCACCGUCAGAAAUGUGGUCUUGAUGGCUUGCACGGCUCUGGAGGCCAAGUUGUGUCAGGUGGAGAGCAAGUAUUUGGUGCUGCUUCAGGAGGUGAAGACCCCGGUGUGCUCGUCCUCGGAGCAGAACCCGGCCCGCGAGGUCAUCUCCAGGCUGCUGGAGGACGCGCUUCAGGCCGAAAGCCCGGACCAGCACGAGCAGCAGAUCUUCAAACCAAACACAGUCAGUGAGUACGACGUGUUCGGUUUUAAGACGGUGCCUGAGGAGGAGGAAGAGGAGGAGAGGCUGAUCGCGAAGGUUCGGGCCCUGGAGCUGCGCUCCCUGUCCAUGACCGACCAGGAGGUGUCCAUCGGAGUCAAGUGGGAGAACUUUCUGACCAGCACGAUGAACAGAGAGCUGGUGCGCUCGCCAGAGCUGAAGGCUCUGAUUCGCUGCGGUGUCCCCCACAAGCACCGCUCCCAGGUCUGGCGCUGGUGCGUCUCCUUCCACGUCAAGAAGUUCCGGGACCACCUGGCGCCAGACUAUUACGAGACCCUGCUGAACGUGGCCCGGGGGAAGCCCAACCCGGCGUCCAAGCAGAUCGAGCUGGACCUGCUGCGGACCUUGCCCAACAACAAGCACUACGCCUCCCCGAGUGCGGCCGGCAUCCAGAAACUCAGGAAUGUCCUGCUGGCUUUCUCCUGGAGGAAUCCAGAUAUCGGCUACUGUCAGGGGCUCAACAGGCUCGCUGCAAUUGCCUUGCUCUAUUUAGACCAAGAGGAUGCCUUUUGGACCCUCAUAGCCAUAGUGGAGGUCUUCAUGCCAAGAGACUAUUACACCAAGACCCUGCUUGGUUCUCAGGUGGACCAGCGCGUGUUUAAGGAUCUGAUGAGUGAGAAGCUGCCACGCCUUCACGCCCACUUUGAGCAGCACAAGGUGGAUUUCUCCCUCAUCACCUUCAACUGGUUUCUGGUGGUGUUUGUGGACAGCGUGGUGAGCGACAUCCUCUUUAAGAUCUGGGAUGCCUUUCUGUUCGAAGGACCAAAGAUUAUAUUCCGAUUUGCUCUCGGCCUCUUCAAGUACAAAGAAGAGGAUUUUCUGAAGCUGCAGGACUCCACAACCAUCUUUAAAUAUCUUAGAUGCUUCACUCACACGAUCCUGGAUUCCAGGAAGCUGAUGAGCAUCGCUUUUGUUGACAUGAACCCGUUUCCCAUGAGGCAAAUCCAGAACCGCCGUUCCUUUCAUUUGGAAAAAGUCCGGCUGGAGCUGACGGAGCUGGAGGCCAUCCGACAGACCUUCCUCAGGGAGAGGGACACGAGUCAGGAGAGAGGGAGCUUCGUCAGUGAUGAUGAUGAGGACAACUGACGUCAAAUCUGUUUCCCUGAAUGGCUCGCUCAAGAAGGAAGACAAACAAAGCAUUUCAUUGAUGUUUUGAAGUGGUUGAGGGUGUUGUUGGCUUCAUUUCGUCUUCAGAGUUGGUCUCUGCAUCAGAGCUGGAACAAUGAGCCUUGUCACGUGAUAUCAAAGGACCAAAAAAUAUCAGUAUUCCUGCCACUUUUUUACAAAUAUAUGUUUUUUUUCUCUUUUCUUGCUGUAUGCUUUUGUGUUUAUAUAAUUGACAACAGUGAGCUUCUCUUUACAAUCCAAAUCAGUAUUUUCACACGGCUGUGACUUUUUUAUGGUUGUUGAUUUUUAAGCACUGUAUGUCUGAAUUAUUUUCCUUCUGGAGCCCUUCCUCCCUCCAAUAAUUUCUUCCGAUCAACAUCAAAUACAUUUCGGUCACUGAUGCUGAAAUCAAAACUUUGUUUCAUCAUCUUGCCUUAAAAAAACUUCCAUCAUUGAGGUAAUUUUAAAGUGUUGCAAAAAUUGUGAGAACCACUGUUGUCUUUUUGUUUUUAAAAUUUUGUAUCCAUUGUUACGUUAUCAAAUCAUUUAAAACAACUUUGAUUGUUUACAUGUCCCCAAAGACUCUUUGGAAGUGCAAGUGUUUCGCUCUUACAUUGGUAUUCGGCUUUCUGUAACAGCCAAUGACUCGGGAGUAAUUCGUAUAGUUAUUCCAGUCAAAGCCACCCACUAUUGGAUCCCUUCAGACCACCUGACCCACGGACAGCUCUGAUGGGUCUCUCUGUGUUUCGGUGCGCUUGAACCUCCCUGAGCUGUAUCGAUUAACUCAGUUCUUGCUGAAUGCUCAGAGAAGUAGUGCAUUCCUGAAUGCUGCAUUUGUUUUUCUGAAAAUGCUGGUGUAAUUUCAUGGAUUGUCCUCACAGGGGCAGUGUGCCAUUUGUGGAGUGUUUACUCAGCUCACGGGUACCCUGCACACAGUGGAGCUGUAGCUUUUUGGAAAUGGAUGUGAAGUCAGUGAGUCGACGUGUUUGUUGAAAGGGAAGCAUAUCACUCAAUCAUUGGGCACGUGGAAAAUGCUCUGCAUUACCUGUAGUUUUAUAGUCUUAAGCCCUGACUCCUUACUCUGAACCAAAGUGUUCAAGUUGAUGCAGCUUAACAUCUGUUGCGAGCCUCUUGCUCAGGAUGAGAGAGAAAAUCUCUCACAGUUUUCUUUGAUUGUUUAAUUUCCUCAUGCUGAUGGGUUUACAGAGAUCCUUUCCCUGUCAAUGCCAAACUUUAACCACUUCUGUGAAUUGAAUUUAAACUGAAGCGCAGUGGUAGGAAUUUCAUUUGUAUCCAUUCAUGGGAGCAGGCCUCUCUUGAAAAUGUCCAACCCCCUAUAUUCUCUUUCUCAUUUGACCGCCCUUGAUGUUAAAAUGGUCAAGCAGUAGGCUUCAGUGUUUACUCCAUGCACAGCUUUUCCCGCACAAGUUCUUUGUUUGCAUUUAUGUUUUCCUCUUUUUCACGUUCAGUUACGAUGUUCAUGACAAAUAAGCUACAUUUACCUUUCCGGCCCGUUUCUCUUUUCCUCUUUCCUUUCUCUUUUUCCUGCAGUGUAUUGCACAAGUUUGGUGACAAGAUGAACUCAGAAUAUUAUUGGGCACUUCACUUUUUUUCUAUGUUUAUCAGUCUUAUUAUGUUCAUUAUUAUUCAGUUUAGUGAUGACAAGUCCAUAGCUUGUACGUUAAAGAUUUAAGCAUAAACCACUCUGUUUUUUGUAAAAAAAUUGAAUUUUAAGAUUCAAUAAACAUUGGCUGACU